GCGACGCAGCGCACUGGAUCUACCAUCAGCAGCACGGCGGAGCUACACCAGUAAACAGGCAGAGAGCUGUGUACGACUUUUUCUGCGCUCUCAGGGCGCGUUGGUUUCUAAAUGCCGCGCCGAUUGAACCUGAGGUGUGGAAGGAGACGGUUUAUUAUGUGACUCCGGGAGGCAGCUUGGCUUGUAGCGGUAGCUGAAACUAGGCGUUAGCUAGAAUGCUGCCGUCCCCCCGGGCUAAUAGCAGGAGCCGCUGUUAGCUAACGGGAAACUACGGAAUGAGCCAGCUGGAGUAGAACCCGCCGCUUCUUUUGCCUUAUUUACCUCCCGAACGCUUUGGUGACUGUAGAUAUCUCGUUAGGUUUCUGGUUUAGUUAACUUCAGACACUGAAAACUAAUUUUCUACGCCGUUUUUUGUUUUUUUUACUUCUUGGAAUAAUAAUAUUCCAGAAUGGGAAUGUGCCUGCCGUGCCUUGGCGGAGCAGCGGACGACGCUGUUGUCACCCCGGAUCCUGAGAUAAGGAGACGACAGUUGGCCGAAGCCGCCGAGAAGAGACAAAAAGAGACAGCGUACAGGGGCGUCAAAAAUCCAGAAGCAGUUGAAAGGAAGAGGAAGAAACAAGAAGAAAUUGACAAACAGGCGAUGACGACUUCUGUGUCUGGUGGCGGUGGACUAAAGUGGCAGGUCGGAUGAGAACCGCGACGGGGAAGUUGGACCGCCGACGUUCAAAUCCACAUGAAGCCUGUCUGCUGGACUGCUGGGGGAAAAAAAAGUUGGAAUUGCUGCCCGGCUGAACUUCUUUCGCUCGUUUUUGUUAUGCUGUUAACAACACGCGACUGUCGCCACGUUUCACGCAGAAGUUGUCUCAGAGAAACAAAGCUGUAUUUGCCAAGUCCUAGCGGACCGUUUUGGACGUUUUGACAUGUCAAAGGAUAAAAUGAUAGUGUUGGAACAAGCUGCUGCCCUUUUAUUAGCCGCAAUGUGUGUGAGAAACGGGGCUGUCCAUGUGAGGUGAAGUUCUUUUGUGGAAAAUUAGUCAUCAGUUUCUUAGAUAGUAGCGCCACAAUCCUCCAGAAGGUUUAGCUCUCUGCUUCCUGGUAACAAACAUAUGCAGAUGUAACCGUUUGAUUUGCUGAACUGGCUUUGCUUGUUGACUUGGGCGAGUCGAUGACCGUUGCAGUGGAUCAGCCACUGAUGAGCGUAAGCUGUCUUUUUAGAACGCUGGUCAUUAUGUUUGUAUUUAUAUAUAUUUUUUACUGGGUUGUGUAAGGGAGCAAACAAGAUUCACGCCUUCUCUACCGAUGACAUCAUUUAGUUGCCACUGUGGUUGCACACUGUCACUCUGCAUUUGAUAGCAUUGAUUGAUGGUAAGCAGCCCGAAACGUCUGGGUUAUUUCUGGACACGCCCUCGUUACCCAUGUGCAUGUGACCCACAGCACUAUUAACCAGUCAUAGUCCUUCAUUGCACUGGUGGAGUUUGUUCAUUUGAAUUGAACUAUAAAACACUAAUAUGAUUUGGUUUGAUUUUGAAGAGUCUAACCCUUUAUUGUAUGAUUUUUGCCACAGCUCAUAAUUUAUUAGUAACUUAUUCUCACCACUCUCGGUCACAGUUUUCCGAUAAAGCAGCUAUUCUGUCCUACUCUCACACGAAGUGCUGGAUGAAAUGUAGUGAAGAAUAAGCUUUGAAGUGCUUAACUGAGAUCUUUUCUUACAGCUGCCUGAUCCUUAAAAGCUUCUGGUGCUCUUCCCAUUUUGUAAGGCGAAAGAAUAUAGCCAAUGGUACUUGCUACGUUUAAUAAAGCACAUUUCUGUUAUGUA
Fundulus heteroclitus (mummichog) is the source of this 1816-nucleotide messenger RNA. Its product is annotated as small VCP interacting protein. NCBI's taxonomy places the organism in Eukaryota, Metazoa, Chordata, Actinopteri, Cyprinodontiformes, Fundulidae. The transcript has 4 exons. The record is from RefSeq and is a predicted model, not a curated record. Gene Ontology annotation, biological process: positive regulation of autophagy; negative regulation of VCP-NPL4-UFD1 AAA ATPase complex assembly; negative regulation of retrograde protein transport, ER to cytosol. Bases 449 to 691 code for a protein of 80 amino acids. Gene Ontology annotation, cellular component: endoplasmic reticulum membrane.